Messenger RNA from Penaeus indicus, 2019 nucleotides. RefSeq names its product facilitated trehalose transporter Tret1-like. The record is from RefSeq and is a predicted model, not a curated record. Bases 1 to 1707 code for a protein of 568 amino acids. Gene Ontology annotation, biological process: transmembrane transport. Gene Ontology annotation, molecular function: transmembrane transporter activity. NCBI's taxonomy places the organism in Eukaryota, Metazoa, Arthropoda, Malacostraca, Decapoda, Penaeidae. Gene Ontology annotation, cellular component: membrane. The transcript has 7 exons.
AUGACGUACGAUACAAAGAAUGAUCAUGCAACAAAGAAGAAACAAAUAGAUGACGAUUACACGAUAGCAGAAUGUACUGUAAUCAAUUUUGGAUCUGACACUGAUAUAAUCUAUUACUGUCAUCAUACCACUGCAAGAUCCCAGCACAAUAUACUUUCUUUCUCUGAUUCCAGAAUGGAGAAUCAGAGCGAAGACAGGAAACAGGAACCCGCAAAUGGGAAGACUCCCUUAACAGCAAGACAGGUGGUUUGUUUGGCUGCGGUUAGCGGCACGAACUUCCUAAACGGCAUGAUGUCCGGGUGGACUGCAGUCCUGCCAAAGCUCCAGGAGGACACCAGGUUCACGGUGACUGAGGACGAUGUGUCUUGGCUUGUAUCCCUGACGUUCAUUAUGGGCUUCGUGAUCUCCCCUCUGGCGGGCUCCGUAGCGGAACACAUAGGACCGCGGCGUCUGCUAGUCAUUACGAUGUUCCCUGUGGCUGGGUUCUGGCUCCUGCAGGCAUUCAGUCCCUACCUGUGGCUCCUGUACCUCGGCAGAGCCCUCCUGGCGUCAACUGCUGCGGUGAUGUACACAGUGGUGCAGCCCUUGGUAGCGGAGCUGUGCCCCCCAAGGAUCAGAGGUCUGGCUUCGGUCUUGCCAGAGCUGUUUAGCUGCGUUGGACUGCUGGCAUCCUACCUGCUGGCUUCUCUGCUGUCCUGGGACAUGGCUACUGCUGUUGCCGCUGCUCCCUUCUUGCCCCUAUCACUGAUGAUACUGCUUGUACCAGAGUCUCCUUAUUGGCUAGUGAGAAAGAAAAAAAUCGACGCAGCUGAGAGAUCUUUGAGACUUCUUUUAGGUCGUGACGGCAAUGUCGCUGAAGAACUGCGGGCAAUUAGGAGCACAACGACCCUCAAGCAGAGCGAAGUCAAGGACCAGGCGAGGGAGCUUCGCAAGGCCCACAACGCCAUCCCAGUGGUGUUAAUGCUAAGUGUGUUCGUCCUGAGAGAACUCGGAGGCAAAGGACCGGUGUUCAACUAUACAGUGUAUGUGUUCCGUCGAGCAGGAGCACAGUUUGAUGCUUUCUACUGCACAGUGUUCGUCGGUGUUGCUCGCCUGGCUAGCACUUGUGUGUCUGCUUGCACUCUGGACCUGGUGGGUCGCAAGCCCCUCCUUGUGGCGACAUCAGUCAUCUGCGCAGUGUCGGAAGGCGUCGCCGGAGCCUUCCUCUUCCUAGAGGUGGAAGGGGCCGCAUGGGUCCCCCUGGCGUCCGUGAUAGUGUUCGUGAUCAGCUAUGGUAUCGGUCUGGGACCCAUUCCGUGGGCCUAUCUUGGCGAGCUUCUACCUACACCCGUCAGGUCCAUUGGAGCUGCGAUGAUCACUUUUGGUUAUUCAUUAACUUACUUUGCCAUAAACUUCGUGUUUUUGAAAGUGAUAUCAUCCCUUGGUCUCGGACUGACACUGCUUGUAUUCGGAACGUCGAACUUGGUCAUCGGCUUAUUGGUCCUGUUUUUCGUACCCGAGACCAAGGGCCGGACUCUGCAAGAUAUGGAAAAGGCAUUCCAGUCUAAAAAAGUCGUACACGUGCAAAGUUGCCUAUUGGAUCAGGACAAUGCAUCGUCAGAAUCAGGCCUUCUGAGCAAGUCAAGACACAGAGGAGACACUCCCACCCCCUUGGGUCGCCAAAACGAAGCAGCCGAGGCAUCUGGUACCACAAACCUCUCAAGUUAAAGCAUGAGUGAGAGCAACCUUUAUUAUUAUUUUUUUUUUUCCCUUGUUUUCUAAGAUAGCCGAAAACUAUUUUGAGAACGAUUCCGUAAGGAUUCAGAUACUAUCACAAUCUAAGAUCUAAAGGCGCAAGAAGUGCGAUUUUGAUGACAAUUUGAAAUGUGCAAUAUUAUAUUUUUUCAUAGAUUAAAAAUGGAAGCAAUGUGGAGUGAAAAGGGAAUGUUAUAUGCAUAUUCAUAUAUUUACAUAUUUGUUUGUUUGUGUAUGUGUAUCUCUUUAUCUCUAUCUCUAUCUUUAUCUUUAUCUCACUCUCAC